Messenger RNA from Trypanosoma theileri, 1233 nucleotides. RefSeq lists its product as uncharacterized. Lineage: Eukaryota; Euglenozoa; Kinetoplastea; Trypanosomatida; Trypanosomatidae. The transcript has a single exon. The record is from RefSeq and is a predicted model, not a curated record. The coding region runs from base 1 to 1233 and encodes 410 amino acids.
AUGCGACGUGUACUCAUUAGACGACUCUUCACACCAGAAAUAACGAUCGCAACAACAAAAACAAAAACAAUAUUGAUAGGCGGUAUUACAGGCAGUAAAACUCCCUUGUUUUGCCGUGGAAGUAGUGCUCUCUGUACUGUAGUAAGAGGGGCUGCAACUUCUGCAAAUACUUUGAAAAAUGCAAAGCAAACAAAGCAGAGUCGAAGAAAGAAAGUUGAAGAAAAAGAGAAUGACACUGAUAAUACUCUAGAAGGAAAAGAAAGAACUCUUGCUAAGGGUAAGAGAACAAAGCGUAUCCAACGUGCUCCUCAAGAAGAAGAAGAAAAGGAAGAAGACUCUAUAGGUGUAUUUACAGAUGAGUCUGGAAAUUAUAUAGAUGAAGGUGCAGGUAUAUGGAGGGAAGAAGAACAAAAUGAGAAGAUGGUUUCAAAUAUGUUAGAUGCUGAUGAUGAAGAUACACAAGUUGAACGUCGUCAUCGUCGUCGGUCAUCUCUUAAAGAGAGUGGUGAAUUAGAAGAAGAAGAAGGAGACGGAGAAAGUGAUGAUCGAGUUUCAGGUCAAUCAUCAAAUAGUGAAGGUAUGAUAUCAUUACAGGAAGAAGAAAGUCGUCUUUUAAUAGACCGUUUCCCAGAUUUAGCAAUAGAAUACGAUAUGGAGGCUAAUAAAGAACCGGUGGAUGAAGUUUUAGUGGAUAGUGCUUCUGUGGUAUGGUGGAAAUGUGUAGAAUGUGAUUUUAGGUGGAAAAGUGGUAUCUUUGUACGUACUUGUUUACGUACAAAAUGUCAACAAUGUGAGAAGCGACGUAAUCCAUGUUUGGGAAGUCGACUUGUUCAACUCUGGGAUCACUCACUGAAUGACCCUUGUAUAGAUCCUAAAACCGUAACUACAAGUAGUAACAAAUCAGCCUAUUGGCGUUGUCCAACCUGUAGUACUAGUUUUCAGGCUCGUAUUAAAGAUAUGGUAGCUGAGAAGGCAAAGUGUCCAUCAUGUUCACUCUUAAAUCUUCAUGCUGACUUUAGUAAAGAUGAAAAUGGAUUAUUACAAGAAUGGCAUCCAUUAAAAAAUGGAGACUUAAAACCAAGUCAAGUUAAACCAACAGAUCAGACAAAGUUGUGGUGGUUGUGUAUGGCUUGUGGACAUGAAUGGGAAGCAACUCUUGCUGUUCGACUUAACAAGUCUAGACGUGGAAAAGGAAGAGAGUGCCCUGUAUGCCAUGGGAAAGGGAAAGAAUAA